AAGGAAAUCAUGAAAGAAUUGAAAGAGAGUUUUCUGGAUUCCGACGUUUAUUUGUUAGAUUUCUUUUGGACCCAACAUCCUCUGUUCAAUGGGAAAAAAUAGAAAAACUUCCUGAUGGAGCUGUGGGGGACUAUGAAAUGCUACCGACUCCUCCUCUCACUCAAAUACGGGUGUUGGAUAAACUUGUUGUGAUUAAGCUCAAUGGUGGACUUGGGACAUCAAUGGGUUGUCAAGGUCCUAAAUCAGUUAUUUCAGUUCGGAAUGAUCUUACAUUCCUUGAUUUGACUGUCCAGCAAAUUGAGAGUUUGAACAAGACAUAUAAUGCAAAUGUGCCAUUGGUCUUGAUGAAUUCAUUCAACACAGAUGAGGAGACUCAACUCAUCAUUCAGAAAUACACAAAAUUUGAAAUCCAAAUCCAUACUUUUAAUCAAAGUAAUUAUCCGCGAAUCAACAAGGAAUCUCUAAUGCCCGUAGCAAGAUCUUGUAACACUUCUGCAGACAUGGAAGCUUGGUAUCCCCCUGGUCACGGUGAUUUUUACGAAUCAUUUUACAAUUCUGGUCUCUUGGAAGAGUUUAUCAAACAGGGACGAGAAUACUGCUUCAUAUCCAAUAUAGACAACUUGGGCGCAACUGUAGAUUUAAAUAUUCUCAACAUGUUGUUAAACCCAGGGGAAGGUUCCGGCAAACCCAAGGAAUUUCUGAUGGAGGUUACCGAUAAAACACGAGCUGACGUGAAGGGUGGUACGUUAAUUCAGUACGAAAAUAAGUUACGCUUGUUGGAAAUCGCUCAAGUUCCUAAAGAGAAAGUGGAAGAUUUCAAGUCAGUCAAGACAUUUAAGUUCUUCAAUACUAACAAUUUGUGGGUGAAACUGCCUUCCAUCAAACGAAUUAUCGAGAAUGGCACAUUAGAUAUGGAAGUUAUAGUCAACCCCAAAACUUUAGAUAACGGAUUGAACGUUAUCCAACUAGAAACUGCUGUUGGUGCUGCUAUGAAGUGUUUUGAGGGAUCGAUAGGCUUGAAUGUACCUCGUAGCCGUUUCUUGCCUGUGAAAAAGACUUCCGACUUGCUUUUAGUAAUGAGCAAUCUGUACAAUUUGAAGAAUGGAAGCCUUUCCAUGAGCGCGCUAAGGAGUUUUCCAUCAACACCGCUCAUCAAACUGGGAGAAAACCAUUUUGCCAAGGUCCGCGAGUUUCUGAAGCGGUUUGCCACAAUUCCUGAUUUGCUAGAAUUGGAUCAUUUAACUGUUUCGGGUGAUGUUACUUUCGGACGCCAUGUCUCGCUGAAGGGGACGGUUAUUAUCAUUGCUAAUCACGGAGACCGUAUCGAUAUUCCGUCUGGAGCAAUUUUGGAAAAUAAAAUUGUCUCGGGUAACUUGCGCAUUUUGGAUCAUUAGGUCACUAACUAGUGAAUGUCCUGGAAGUUAUCGUUGUUAUAGUUGAGUAUUCGGUUAUUGUGUAAAUUAGAUAGUUUUUGCUAGGAUCGCAAACGCAGCUAAAGUCUUGCUCAUCUGGUAAAAGCAAUAUAUUCAAUAAAGUUAUUAAGAAUUG
Daphnia magna is the source of this 1548-nucleotide messenger RNA. Its product is annotated as UTP--glucose-1-phosphate uridylyltransferase. Gene Ontology annotation, cellular component: cytoplasm. Gene Ontology annotation, molecular function: UTP:glucose-1-phosphate uridylyltransferase activity. The record is from RefSeq and is a predicted model, not a curated record. Gene Ontology annotation, biological process: UDP-alpha-D-glucose metabolic process; glycogen metabolic process. Lineage: Eukaryota; Metazoa; Arthropoda; Branchiopoda; Diplostraca; Daphniidae.